CUCUCUCUCUCUCUCUCUCUCACAAACACAACACACACUGCAAUGGAACUACAAUAUGUUUCUCUGGGACUACAUUCGUGCAUUUUAGUGUUGAUGUUAUCUGGCUUUGCAAACUCAGACAUAGCCAAGGACAGAGAAGAAUGUGCAAACCAAUUAGUGGCGCUGGCCACUUGUCUUCCUUACGUUGGUGGUGAUUCCAAAGCCCCAACCCCAGAUUGCUGCACUGGCCUCCAACAAGUCUUGCAGAAGAGCAAGAAAUGUCUCUGCAUCUUGGUCAAGGACCGAAAUGAUCCUAGCCUUGGCCUUAAGAUCAAUGCUACUCGUGCUUUAAGUCUUCCUGAUCAGUGUCAUGCUCCAGCUAACAUAUCCGGCUGCCCUGCUCUCCUACACUUGGCACCUAACUCACCUGAAGCAAAGGUAUUUGAGGACUUUGUAAAGAAUGCUAAACAGAGCAAUAGUCCUACUUCAACUGCGACUGGAAAUCCCCCCAGCAAGGGAUCAAGUGCGGCUGAUUUAAAGAGUGAUGGUGGAAAGAGAAAAAGAUGGUUGGGAACUAAGAUGGCUUGGGGACUGUUAAUCACUGUGGCUUUUCACAUCUUACCCAAUCUUUGAUGUUAGAACUCUUUGGACGCCUGCUUGUUUCCAUAUUUUCCAUGCUGUACCUUAAUAAUCUAUAAACUUUAGGCUUUGAACCAACCCCCCACCGCCCCUCCCCCCUGUUGUGCUCAAUUGAUUUUUUUUUUUCAAUUCAAAACCUUCAUAGAACGUGAAUAUUUUGAUGUUUCAACUCUAAAAUUAUG
Messenger RNA from Ilex paraguariensis (yerba mate), 800 nucleotides. The record is from the annotation of a GenBank genome assembly. NCBI's taxonomy places the organism in Eukaryota, Viridiplantae, Streptophyta, Magnoliopsida, Aquifoliales, Aquifoliaceae.